AUGCACCACCAACAAGAAUGUAAUUGCAAAAGAAGGUCCUUAAUGAAAAGUUUAUGGCUUGCAUUGGGUCCAUCUAUUUGUAUGUUAUCCACUCUUGGUGGGGUAUUACUUGUGGUUAUUGCUACUCAUAUGAUAUAUCGUGCUUCUUCUGAAACUGAUGGUGCACUUGGAAACGUAACCUUCCCCUUAUUGUAUUUGAUCAUUGGGUCUUUACGUAUGUCUGGUAUAUGGAUACUGAGCCAAUGGGUUAAAUCUGUUGCUAAACCUUUGAAAGCGGAUAAACCUCAACAACAACAACAAUUGCAGCCACAACAAUUGCAGCCACAACAAUUGCAACAAUUACCUGAUGAUUCUCGUUUGAAUCAAAUAGAAUCACAUUAUCUUGAUUUGAAACAGGAAAUGGCUACCAUUCUUGAAAACCAACGUUCAACUCCAUUAAUUACUUCAACUCCAUUAAUUACUUCAACUCCUACAUCUCCUGAAUUUACAGAAUUGUUACAAAAUAUCAACACCAAUAUGACUCGACUUUUGGAAAAAAAAGAUUCCUUUGAUCUUGCAACUCCAAAUUCAGUAUAUGAUGAUCAUCAAGGUUCAAAUUUGGAUGAAGAACUUGUAUCAGUGCCAUUAUUCCCAUUCAGUUCUCUUAUGACGUCGCCAGCAAUAAGAGAUAAACGUGAUUCUUACCUUACAGAUGACGAUACAGUGUUUGAAGGAAUGUCAAAUGGAGAAUCACCAUCAAAUGGAACAACCCCCAUUGAUCUAAUGUUUGAACCUUGGUCGUCAGGAAAUAAACUUCAUGAUUAUGACCAUAACACUCCAACUGCUCAUGAUGAUGAUGAUGAUGAUGAUGAUGAUGAUGAUGAUGAUGAAGAAGAAGAUGAAGAAGAAGAUGAUGAUCCCAAACCAAGUCAGAGAAUGUACUCAUUGCAUGGACUUCCAUUAACCUCAAGUAUUGAACGUUUGAUAACAAGAAAUACAAACCGUGUAUCUAUAAAGGAUUUUCAAAUGUCCGAUGUUUCAUCUGAUAGUUACGUUCUUUCAAAAGAUGAACGACUUACUGAAAUAUUAUUAUUCUUCAUUAAUUCAUGUAUGCAUCAAAUUACGAUGCUGAAGUUUUUAAAUGAUCCCUAUGGAGUUUUAAAACAUGUUUUCAUUGAAGUGAAGCCACACGUUAACAAUUAUUACCAUCAAAAACUUGCAACCUAUACAAUGUUCACAAUGUUGAUAAAAAGAGUGAUAGUUGAGUAUUUCUAUCAUCAUAUUAUAACCAAAUCAAUAUCUCCGAUUGAUACAAUCUUCAAGAUCCAUAGAUUUUGUAUGAGAUUGAUAUGGAAAUUCACUUAUCCUUUAUUCAUGAUCUUCAUAGUCUUACCUUGGAACAUACUUCGGGUAUAUGUUUCUAUCAUGUGUUUCAUUCCCCGUGCACUCUUCCGGGUCUUUAUAAUGCUUCCCUUGUUCGGCUUUUGCGAAUCACGGCGAGUGAGGAGUAAGUUCAGCAACAGCACUGAAACUGAUAAAGAGUUUCAAGGUAUAAAGAAAUUCAGGCUAUCAUCCACCAACAGAAUACACCAAGUUAAAACCAGAAGACUUCCUAUUGAGAACUUAACCAAACGAUAUCAUCGUGAGCAUGAUCAUGAUGAAGAGUUCAGUCGUCAGUCUGAGAGACGUUCAGAACAUGUUCGAUUAGCGUUCAAAGACUGA
Molecule: messenger RNA, 1701 nt
Organism: Lizanozyma spartinae
Lineage: Eukaryota; Fungi; Ascomycota; Pichiomycetes; Serinales; Debaryomycetaceae
Exons: 1
Coding region: 1-1701 (566 amino acids)
Source: RefSeq, a predicted model, not a curated record